Messenger RNA from Adineta steineri, 2517 nucleotides. Lineage: Eukaryota; Metazoa; Rotifera; Eurotatoria; Adinetida; Adinetidae. The record is from the annotation of a GenBank genome assembly.
AUGACAAAAAUUAAUAACGGUGAAUGGAGAUUAUUGGAAGAAUUAAUUGGAAAGAAAACUGAACAAGAAUCUCGUAUUAAUGAGACAAAUAUUGUCCAACCAACAUUAUUUGCUAUACAAGUUGUAUUAGCAGCUUUACUUGUUUCUUGGAAUAUUUAUCCAUCAUUUAUAAUAUCAUAUAGUGGUGGUAAUCAAGCAGCUACUUUUGUUGCUGAUCGUUUAAGUUUAAAAGAAACUGUUCGUAUUGAACAUUUGGCUUGUAUUGUUGUUGUUAAUAGUCCUCGUUCAGUCACAAUAAGUGGUGAUGAAAAAACUAUUGAUGAAAAACAACAAAUUCUUUCAAUCUCAUACCCAAAUAUAUUUAAAGCAUAUUCAAAUGUAAGACAAACUGUUCGAUUUUAUGAUACUAUAACAUUAAUUAUAAAAGAUGAAGCAGCAAAUAUUUUUCUUGAAAUUUCACCACAUCCAGUUUUAGCAAAAUCAAUUCGUGAAUGUUAUGAAUUAACAAAUCAACAACAAUCAUCACCACCACUUAUUCUUCUAACAUUAAAACGAAAAGAAAAUGAACAAAGAACAUUACUUACUAGUUUAGCACAACUGACAACAUCAUCUCAUGUAUGGCAACAAUAUUUUCAUACUCGUCAAAUUUUACCGUUGAAAAAUCAUGAAGAAUAUUUUGAUAAUUUUCCAUUAUAUAAAUUUAAUUUGACUAAUCGUAUUCAAACUCAUCCAUUACUUGGUAUUCGUCAAUUAAAUGAUCAGACAAGUGCAACAUGGAAAAGUCUUAUUAAUAUUAAUUUAGCACAACAUUCUUUCUUAAAAGAUCAUAAAAUUCAAGAUGCAAUUCUUUUCCCGGUUGUUGCUUAUCUUGACCUUGCAACAGCUGCUUGUCAACAAUUACUUUCAUCAAAAGAAGAUGAUCAACAACAACAACCGACAUUUAUUUUUGUAGAUGUUAAAUUUGUUAAAGUACUUAUUCUUAAUGAACAUGAAUUGAUGGAAGUAUUUGCACAAAUAAUUAUGCCAAUGCGUGAAUGGUAUAUCAUAUUUUGUAAUCAAGAUAAUCUUAAUAAAUAUUCAUUAAAUGAAUUUACUUUACAUUCACAAGGUAAAAUUGAUUCUAAACAACAAAAAUCAUUAACAAUACCUGAUAGAUGGACAACACAAGAUAUACGAAGUACUUAUGCACAUCUUUCAACACGUGCUGAUCCAUAUGCAUCUAGUUUUGAAAAAAUCAAAACAUUACGUGGUACUUCAACUACAAUUAUAUCUCAACUAUCAAAUGAUGAUAAUAAUUGUUCAUCUUAUUAUCUACUUCAUUCAUAUCUAGUUCUAGUACCACGUGUUGAAACAACAUUUCUUCCAGUACAUAUUCAAAAAUUUAUUUAUUCAAAUAAAAUAAAAAUAAAAAUCAAUCAAUCAACAAAUAUCGAAGUAUGUGGAAAUUAUCAUGAUAAUAUAUGUGGUAUAGGCCAAGAAGAAAUAUAUAAUCUUGAUUUAUGGAUAUUUCCAAUAGAUAAUAAAAUAGAAGAACCAAUAUUUACAUUUGAAGGUGCUGUUAUUCAACAAGUUCAAGGUGCACAUUCUGGUCGAUGGUCAAUGAAAAAAACAAUUUAUGACAAAUUAAAUCUAACAACUGAUUUACCUAAUAAAGAUCAUAAACUAUAUUUAAAUACAAUUAUAAAAGAUUAUUGUAUGAAAAGAGUAUGGACUGAUUCACCAAUAAUAAAAGAUAAAUCAGGUUUACUUCCAUCACCCAAAAUUAUUCUUAAUAAUCAACUUAAUUCUAUUAGUAAUCAAGAUUUAAUUGAAUCCAUAGAACCAUUUAAUGAACUGGCUGCUUAUCAUGCUCAAAUGGCAAUUAAAAAUUUUGAUUUAAAUCAACAACAUCAUCCAUUAUUAAAUGCAUGUCGUUCUCUUAUUUCAACUUUACUUUCGGAACAAAUAGUAACAUGGCAUUCAAUACAACUUGGUUUUAUUCAAUUAUGCGAACGUUUUCCUCAUAUUCUUAAUGGAGAAAAAAAUGGAUUAGAUAUAUUUUUUGGUGAUGAUGGAAUUGGUCAAAUUUUUCGUUCGAUUUGUCAAUAUUUGCAAUUACAAUAUGAACAACAACAAACGAAAGAUAAUUCAUUUGAGAAUUAUCAAUUACGUAUAUUUUGGUUAACUGAUAAUGAUUGUUCAGAUAUUUUACCUAUUCUUGAUUUUUUUCUGAAUUUAUCACAACAAAUAGGUUUAUUAAUUGAUUUGUAUUAUGUAAAUUCUGAUCCAACACAACUUGCAAAUGCUCAACAAACAUUUAAUAUAUAUAUAAUUAAUCAAACAAAAAAGUUAUCUAUUAUUUAUGAUGAAACAAUUGAUUUAUAUGAUAGUAAAACAUUUGAUAUUAUAUUUUCUUCCAAUCAACUUCAAGAAAAUCAAGAUUUAAUAAAUUCUUUAAUUGAUCUUCGUCGUUUACUUGAAUUAGUUCAUAUUCCUCUUUAUUUUGAUCUUACUUUUGGUUUUAUUGAUCAAUGGUGA